Saxophila tyrrhenica is the source of this 1719-nucleotide messenger RNA. RefSeq lists its product as uncharacterized. NCBI's taxonomy places the organism in Eukaryota, Fungi, Ascomycota, Dothideomycetes, Mycosphaerellales, Extremaceae. Gene Ontology annotation, biological process: transmembrane transport. Gene Ontology annotation, molecular function: transmembrane transporter activity. The transcript is spliced from 3 exons. Gene Ontology annotation, cellular component: plasma membrane. The record is from RefSeq and is a predicted model, not a curated record. Bases 1 to 1719 code for a protein of 572 amino acids.
AUGUCGCCACACUGGAUGGAUCCAGCAAGCCACGAAGCACAAUCCGUCGUUGCUGAGCUGGACGGAACAGCAGCUCCCACGAUGAGACUUCCCACCCCGGAAGAAGAAGGCCGGCGAUCGCUCUCGCAGUCAUCGACAAGCUCAUCCAGCAGCCUGAAGAAGCCAAUAGCAGUACCUCGCAAAGUGUCUGACGCCCUAGAAGCCAAAGGAUUCGAAGUCGAUAAUACCGGAACAGUCAGAUGGGCACCCGACAGCCUCACACAUCCACGCCGGUGGUCACUAGUCCGGAAGUUAUACGACACGGCCGUCAUCUGCUUCCUGGAGUUCUUCGUCACUCUCAUCUCGAACACUGGCUCCUCGGUAGCUCCACUGGCAGCGGAUGAGCUUGGCUUGAGCCGGGAAUGGUCGCUAUUCUGCUUCACGACAUUAUACUUGCUGGGUCAAGCCAUCGGAGGACUGAUCUUCUCGCCCAUAGCAGAGAGCUUCGGAGGCCGCACGAUCUACCUCAGCUCCACGCUUGGGUACUCACUGUUCUGCAUCGCCAUGGUCACAUGCCCAAUCUUGCCAGUUGUCGUGCUGGGCAGGUUCAUGACCGGACUUCUGUCGGCGAUACCAGCGGUGGUAGCAGCAGGAAGUUUCGAGAACAUGUGGGACAUCACCACUCGAACGUUCGUCAUCCAUACCUGGAUCGCUGGCGCAAUCCUAGGUCUUUGCAUCGGUCCGCCUGUCGCAACCUUCGUGGCCACGUCAAGUUUGAGAUGGCCGUGGGUUUUCAUCAUCGCCGCAAUCGUUGCGGGCGUCGCUGCAAUCUUCUGCUUCGGCAUGCAAGAGUCUCGACCAUCGCAAGUCAUACGCCAGCAGGUCAAAGCGAUCGAGCGAGAGACCAGCUUCGACGGCUUGUCGCUGGAAGGAGAAGACUGCUUGCCGACCAUGUCCAAGUUCAUGCGGACAUCUCUGUGGCUGCCUUUGCGACUCUUCUUCACUGAGCCGAUCGUCUUUUUGACCUCCGUCAUGGCGGCGACAGUUGUAGCUGUCGUCUACCUCUUUUCGGAAGCGGUCGGGACGGUUUAUGUGGAAGGCUUCGGAUUCACCAACCGACAAGCCUCCUUGACAAUGCUCGCUAUCGCCGUCGGCGUACUCUUCGCCUUCCUCCCGCGUAUCUACGAUUACCAAGUCAUCGCACUUCGAAAGCGACAAGGCCGACCUCUCGAGCCAGAAGACAAGCUGUUUGGUUUUCUCGUCGCAGCGCCGAUUCUUGCUGGAGGCCUCUGGUGGUUUGCAUGGACGGUGCCACCCAUGACCUCUGGCGUUUCAGCCUGGGUCUCCAUCGCCUCUUUGGUCCUCAUCGGCUUCAGCACGCAGGAGUUCGACAAUCUCCUCUCGGGAUACCUUUGCGAUACCUACGCAACCUACGCAGCGUCCGCCAAUGCACCAAUGGCAUUCCUGCGAGCUGUACUGUCAGGCACGUUUCCAUUGUUCGGCCGACAGUUCUUUCAUAAGCUGGGGACGAAUAAUGCGUUGUUCAUAUCAGCUGGAGUAGCUACGCUGUAUUGUGGCAUUGCGAUAGUUUUCUCGUUGUACGGCAAGCGCGUACGGGAGAGAAGCUCGAUUGCUGAGAAGAUGUGGAGAGCGUCUUUGAGCAACGACAAGCUGGGUUUGUCGCAAGGGUCGAUGUCUUCGAGGACGGAUGUAUCAUGCUCAAGCAGUUUACCUUGCUGA